AUGCCUACAGAUCCAGAUAGCGGGGAAGAAUGUCCUUACCUGUCUUAUCCCGUUUGGAGAAAGGCAUAUCUGGCAAAAGAUACUUUUGCCGUCUUAGUUUCUGUGACCAUUGUCAAUUUAGUCGCAAUCUUUCCAACCAUCUUGCUAAACUCCUUGGUCAUCUUAGCCGUGGCAACAAAGCAGCGACUGAGAACCAAGUCCAACACACUUCUGGCGUGUUUGGCGGGAACAGACUUGUUGACUGGACUUGUUGUGCAACCGAUCGCGAUAGCGGUUGACAUAAAGAGGAUCCUCGGUGUGGGACCAUUUUGCGUCUUGGAGAAGCUCUACCAAGUAGCCUUGUCGACAGCUGGUUUGACGUCGUCCAGUCACCUUUUUUUAAUCAGUAUUGAUCGCUAUAUUGCUAUCAAACAUCCCUUGAGGUACCAGGAGAUCGUUACUGGACGUCGGGUUAAAUGA
Messenger RNA from Orbicella faveolata, 459 nucleotides. RefSeq names its product histamine H2 receptor-like. The record is from RefSeq and is a predicted model, not a curated record. NCBI's taxonomy places the organism in Eukaryota, Metazoa, Cnidaria, Anthozoa, Scleractinia, Merulinidae.